AUGCAGUUAAGGAACCGACUAGCUUAUUAUCUGACCAGGCAAGUUAGCCAGAAAACCUCGGCUGAUCAAAGUUUGACUUAUAGUCUUGGUCAGCUGCCCAAGCCUUUAAACAGUCAGCGUGCUUGCAGCAGCUGUCCACAACUAUUAAACUGCAGCAUUUAUCAGAGGUAUAGACUUCUUUAAAAAAAAUUUUAAACCUAUGUAAUGGUUUCAUUGACCAAUUUGAAAUUAAUUAAUUGUAGACUGACCAAAUGUUUUUGGCAACACAGUAUUACCUUAACUAUAAAUUAACUGUCAAAUUUCCCUAACGAUGCUAAUUGUCAACGAACAAGAGGAAGUAUUUAGUGAGAUGUAACUUGCAUUGUACAACAUUUGCUAUUAAUAAUACUUAAAUAUUGUGGAGGAAUCUGAUGAAACUUGCUCUUGAAGUCACGGCUCAAAUUAUCUGGAUGAUGAACCGAAAGAUCACCAUAACAUUUAGAGGAGAUAUAAAUAAAAAUUGCAUCUGUAUUUUCAGAUCUGUUGAGACCAAUAUUUUUCCCAAGGAACAUGCAAUGUCUCAGUUAGUCCCUGAAGCUCUUUCACAUCUGACCGAAGAGGAUUUAAAUUUUUUC
Molecule: messenger RNA, 614 nt
Organism: Lymnaea stagnalis (great pond snail)
Lineage: Eukaryota; Metazoa; Mollusca; Gastropoda; Lymnaeidae
Source: the annotation of a GenBank genome assembly